This is a messenger RNA of Astrephomene gubernaculifera, 3002 nucleotides long. NCBI's taxonomy places the organism in Eukaryota, Viridiplantae, Chlorophyta, Chlorophyceae, Chlamydomonadales, Astrephomenaceae. The record is from the annotation of a GenBank genome assembly.
CACAAACAUAAGCCUUAGAUUAUAAAUAAUCCAGCAGCGCCAAUACCAAUCCGCAACCACGCCUUUAUUUAGGCUCUACAAGCAUACGCAAGGUAGCCACAGUUACAAGCAGCAGCGGAUCUACUUUAGCUUCGUGUUACCUGCUGCGUUCUAGACCGCAAAAUAUACUGUUCGCCCUGGCUGUCAGUUGCUUUGGCUGUUUCCUAGUGUCCAUUGUCCCUGGACACUGAACUUUGCUUUUGGGCGCCCACUUAAAUCUUGAUUGAAGCAGCGCUUGUGAGCCGGAUACUUACUUGCUCACGGUGUGCUGCCUCUGGCUUCGGCUUUUUCCUGAACGCUAACCGAUGGCAAGGCUCCUUAAGCAUGUUAGCGCCUCCCUAAGGGGGAGGACGCAUGACGAGGACGAUACGGCAAUGAGAGAACGGGGUGCUACCGGAGUCUUCAGGAACCUUGCGUUCCAAGAAGAGACGGAUGAGACUGCUGUCACGCCAUAUGGGAAGGCUGCGGCGUCGUUGGACAACAACAGGAAGAGCAUGAUUACAACAAGCAACGAAACCACCACAUCCAUGGAUGUCUCGCCUCGGUCACGCGAUUGCGGGCAAGGAGCUACAAUGUGGGCGAGUCCCCAAACCUCUUCGGCUGCCAGCAAACGGGCGAGCGGUUACUCAGCCCCAGCAAAAGCUCCAGCCCGAACCUCCUCGGCCGUCAAGCGAGGGAAGAAUUCGACGUUAGUCCAGGAGAUCACCUCGCUUGAUAAAGAAGCCAUGGACGAGCUCUCUGAGUCGGAGGAUGGCGACGCCAUCGCCGUAUCCAACUGGCACGGGCCCACAGCCACCAUCACCAGCAGCUCGGUCCGCGUGUGGGAGGAGGAGAUUAAGCGGUUACUGCUCGCGGGGAGGCACGAGGAGGCCAUGCGUUGGGCGGCGCCGUCGGACGGCAUGGUUCGCUGCACCAUGCGCCGCAUUAAGAACUUCCUCGGCAACACCCUCGUCUACCACCUCCACCUGGAGAGCGGUGACACCUUCCUGAUGGCUGCCCGCAAACGCAAGAAGUCAAAGGCCUCCAACUUUGUCUUAUCCACGAGCCUGGGGGAGCUGGGCAGGGAUUCGGAGCACGUGGUCGCGAAGCUCCGCGCCAACUUUGUCGGCACGGAGUACAGCUUGGUCAGCCGCGCUGCCGCGGGGCAGCAAGGCGGCCGCAUCGCGCCUCCCUCGGACACCUUCGCCCGGGAGGACCUGGCGGUGCACUACAAGCAGACUGCGCUUGCCUCCAAGGGCGGGCCGCGCGUGAUGCUGGUUGCGACGCCCCUGCCGGAGGCCAACUGGGCUCCAUGCGCAUCGGACGGGUCGGAUUCCCUGGCGAGCUGCCUUGACGCAGCGCGGCGACACGAGCUCGCACCGCGGUUGGAGCGGCAGCUGUGCAUGCUCGCGACGCGGCCGCCGGAGUGGGACCCCGCGGCCAAGUCGUACACGUUGGAUUUCCAGGGUCGCGUGCGCGCCUCGUCAGUGAAGAACUUCCAGCUGGUGCACUGGGACCACAACACGGACCGCAAGGGUUCGGACCUGGUGCUGCAGUUUGGAAAGAUGAACAAGGGCAGCGAGGACUUUGCGCUUGACUUCACGUACCCGCUCAACCUCCAGAAAGCGUUUGGGAUUGCGCUGGCGAGCACGGACUCGAAGCUGUGCUACGCGCUCUAGUAGUGGGUUGGGGGGUUAGGAAGCCGCGGGUGGGAAGCUGCAGGGGUACAGGUGCGUGUAUGUGUCUGCGGAUGCUGGUUGAUGUUGACGACAACCACGGUAUGAUAAUGACGACGACGCAUGCAUGGGUCGGGUUACGUGGUGCAAUCCCAUGUGAGAUUCACCGCUGGCCAGAGACCUCGUGUCGAAAGUAUAGCGGUGUAUGGUGACGCGUUGUGACAACUGUUGCAGGAGGAGCGGCGGUAUACGGCCUCAGGUAUUCAGAUUGUGAUCAUGGAUGCUUCGCCGGUUGUGCAGUGGGAUGCAUGGAAUAUACUGUAUGUGAGCGUGAAGGUGGUGGUGAAGGAGAUGCGUGGGGAUAUAUGCAAGGCGGCACUUUAUCGUAACGCUGUGCAUUGCUUCAUGGCUUCGAAGUGCAUUCACUGAACGGCGUGACACCCCCUCCCUGCGCUUAGGACGUGUGCAGUAAGCUACGGCUUGUGUGUCGCCCUUGAAACAUGUUUCCCCAUAUUCGUUGUGUGCUUGCAAGCUCAGUGGUGUUCACCUUGCCGGGGAUAUUAAACAUCUAAGCAGGCAGUCCUUUGGUGCUGCAGCAAUGGCACCGCUGGUGUGUGAAGCAAGGAUUCUGUUCUGGGCACAGGUUCCCCAAAUACAGAUCUUUUAAUGUGUUGGUUCAGCGUCUUCGGGCGAAGACGCAAUGACUGCUUAUUAACGGUCAUACGGUCAAACCGUACAUUACAGCGACGCAUUAUUGUCGUAUUGUAGUAUUUAUGGUAGGUUUAUAUCGUUGCGGUUAUAUGCCCGGGUGCUUCGACGUACCCAGAAUGGCUCACUUUUGACACUGUGACACUCGGUACAUGAGACAACAGACUGUGCCUUGUGCUCGCUUGCUGCGUGGAUGCACUGUGUGGGAGGUAGGGUCCUGCGGUGAGCCUGGAUGUGUCCGUGUAUCGCAUGAGUCUGAUGUCUGUUUGUACUUUCAGCCUUUCCAUACCUAAAUUGUGACAUACGGGGCAAGGAACAGGCUUCUUGUGGCAGGAGUAUCUUGGACUAGUUCCAGCGCUGGCAAAAGCACUUGGGCCUACGCCAUUUUUGAAAGCCCUGUGCGGGCGAGGGGCUGGCUGCAUGUGUGGGAAUGAAUGGAUGACCUUUUCUAUAUACGCAACAAAUGAUUAUCCGCAGUCAAAGGUACAAGAAGUGUGUGAGGUUAGUUACGGGUGUGCGGAUCAUGCAUGCCAUUGCAUUGGGCCGCAAGAAGAACGGCAACCACGGAACUCUGUCCUGUAACCUGAUGGGAUUGACAAA